UUGGGUUUUCAUUCCAAUCCGCCAUGGCGAAACAACGUUCAUUACUCAACGUUAUAUCAUUGGAAGUCAGUUUACUUGAUCAAAUCAUGAUUAUGACGUCACACCUGACCAACCUGAAGAUUAAGCAGAAAUUGGAGAUUUUUCGUGUGAUUAAAGACGAGUGUAUAUCGAUCGUUCUUCAAGUACAAGGCAAAGUGAAAUAUAGCUCUAAAGACUAUAAAUCAAAUAGAUGUAGCGGGCAGACAUGGAAGAUACUUCGACUGUUACAGAAAAUAAUGGAUCGGGACAAAAAAUGGACGGUGGACAGAACUAUGUCGAUGAAAAUAGUGGACCAUAUGAUACGUUUGAAUACGGCCAGCUCAGAGCGCCAAGAAACUCUUGAAGCAAAGAUACACCCACUUAAAUGGAUCUUCUUGGAAUGUCUUGGAUUCUUUUCCUUUUUUGGAGUUUUGUUAUUACAGGCUUACUCGUACAAAAUGGAGUUAGCAAUGUGCAUAAUAACAGUCUUUUCGAUAUCUUUACUGUGUUAUGUUGUGGCAGAUCUGGAUUCUCCAUUCAAUGGAUUUUUCAAGAUUAACCUAUCAUGUCUGCAUGAGAUCAUUGACAAAUCUGAAGAUAUGUAUUUAUGUGCACUGGACAACAAGGACCCAUACCAAAUUCGAGCUGAUGAAAUCUGGCAGAAUAUCAUAGAUAUCCAUGGCAACGAACAAGGUGAUGAUGAUGAUGAAGAAGAAGAAUCUAAUUCAUGAUUGUACUGUAAAAACUCAACUCAUUAUUAAAAUAUAAUUUGG
Messenger RNA from Saccoglossus kowalevskii, 791 nucleotides. RefSeq lists its product as uncharacterized. NCBI's taxonomy places the organism in Eukaryota, Metazoa, Hemichordata, Enteropneusta, Harrimaniidae. The record is from RefSeq and is a predicted model, not a curated record.